AUGAUCAUCACAUCCGGAUGGUACAAGCGCAGCGAACACCCAGUCAGAAUUGCCACAUGGGUCUCCAUGUUCGGCAUCUCGCAAAUCGUCGGUGGCACAAUGAUGUACGGCAUCGGCAACGCCAAUCUGAGUCUUGCAGCGUGGCGAGUCCUCUUCCUGAUCUGUGGUGGCUUGACCGUCGGCUGCGGUACUCUCUUCAUCGCCUUUAUGCCCCGCAACACAAACACGGCCUGGUUCCUGAAUGAGAGGGAGCGCAAGAUUGCCACUGAGCGUCUGGCCGUCGAUCGUGCCACCCGUGACAAGGCCUCGUUCGACACCGCCCAGCUCAAGGAAGCGUUUCUCGACUGGCGCACGGCCCUCUACGCAGCAAUGGCUCUCUUCAUUACCCUGCCCACUCCCAUUGUCAAGUUCUCGUCCCUCGUCAUCAAAGGCUUUGGCUUCAGCUCGUUCCAGACUAUGCUGGUCGGCCUGCCUUCGGGCGGUGUCUCCUUCGUCCUCGUCUGGAUCGGCGCGCUGGUCCCCGCUUUCGUCCCCAACUCCCGAUGCGCAAUCGGCAUCUUCCUCGCCUCAAUGCCACUCAUGGGCACCCUGAUGCUGCUCUUCCUCCCCGCCAGCAACAGCUGGGGCAUCGUCGUCGGCACCUGGUUCGCCGGCUCCACGGCGCCCCCGCUCAGCAUCGCCGUCGGCCUCAUGGCAUCCAACGUCAAGGGCAACACCAAGAAAUCCGUCGUCAGCGCCAUCUUCUUCGUCUUCUACACCAUCGGCUGCAUCGUCGGUCCCCAGCUUUGGCAAAAACCAGAUGCCCCGCGUUAUGUCAAGGGCUGCAUCACUAGUCUUGUCAGCUGGGUCUGUCUCAUGGUCUGCCUCGUCACCUUUUAUGUCACGGCCAAGGUUAGCAAUCGCAAUCGCGAGCGCGAAAUGGCCGAGUUGGCGCUUCGUGAGGCCGAUGGCGAGCAGAUUGGUGUUAGUGUCGAUUCUGAUGUUACUGAAAAGCAUGACAAGUUGUUUCGGUACAGCUACUAG
Molecule: messenger RNA, 1023 nt
Organism: Plenodomus lingam JN3
Lineage: Eukaryota; Fungi; Ascomycota; Dothideomycetes; Pleosporales; Leptosphaeriaceae
Source: RefSeq, a predicted model, not a curated record